AGCAGGCUGAAGAUGGGUGGGAUCAACAUUGUUUUUUCUGCGACUAUUUGUCUUUUUGUCACCGUCCAAACAGGCUUCGUGUUCAGCAUCAAGUACCGCCUAGAAAAAUCGUUUCAACCAAUCGCUUUUCAGCACAGUGAGAAAUUGGGAGGAGCGAGCUCCAGAAAUUCCGAGGCUGUUGGGGUUGUGUGACACAUUGUUCCAGUAUAAUACAGAAAAGACAUCGUUACGCACAGCCGGGGAACCAAAAAUCCGGUAUUUUACACGAAGGCUAGCUUAUAAGCUAUUAGCUAACGCCUAACGUUAGCUAUGGAGGAGAGGAAAGAGGAGGGCGAAGCGGAGAUCCAGGAGCACGGCCCCGAGCACUGGUUCUCGAAAUGGGAACGGCAGUGCUUAGCGGAGGCUGAACAGAAUGAGCCAAACGAAGAGGACACCGAGCAAAGCCAGCAGAAGCUGUGGCACCUGUUUCAGAACUCGGCCACGGCGGUAGCGCAGCUCUACAAAGAUCGAGUAUGUCAGCAGCAAGGACUCUCCCUCUGGGUGCCCUUCCAAAAUGCAGCCACAGCUGUCACUAAUUUGUAUAAAGAGAGCAUGGAGGCCCGCCAGCGGAGCUAUGACCUGGGCAUCCACUUAGGCUACCAGCGCAGGAAUAAAGAGGUGAUUGCAUGGGUGAAAAAACGCAGAAGAACUAUCAGGCGAGAAGACCUCAUUAGCUUCCUGUGUGGCAAAGUUCCACCUCCCCGUACAGCUCGCGCCCCACCCAGAGUUUCCAUGGUGUCUGCAAGCAGACCAUCGCCCCCAGAGACUGGAAGCUCAGUGGAGACCGACCUGCAACCAUUUAGAGAGGCCAUCGCACUGCACGGCCUUAGUGGUGCCAUGGCCAGCAUCUCUGUGCGUUCUGGUCCUCCUGGUUCCCCAACUCACCCCGCACAGUCUCUCAGUCGUCGUAGGAAUGGGCUUCAUGAUGUGGACCUCAACACCUUCAUAGCUGAGGAGAUGGCGCUCCAUUUAGAUUCCACCACCAAUCGUAAACGAGGCCCUGCCCCCUGUAGUGAUGUCAUCACAGACUCGCCCACUCAUAAACGUAACCGGAUGCUCUGAACUUUUCCUACACCACUGAUCCCUCUUCUGUCUUCUCCUCAGUGGCCAACUGGACAGCUGAUGGGGACUGAUGCCUUGGCCAACCACUGAAAUCUUCCUUAGUUGCAAUGCUACAAAUAAAAAAAAAAAAAAAAAAAAAAACUGUUCUCAGCCUACAUAUUUAGCCCCUUCUUUACUCCCUCCACUUCUUUUCUCAGCAGGAAAUUUGGUGUCGUCUCACACGUCCUCUCGGUGGUAGAGUUCUGUUCCUUUUUCAGCUGAUUUACUUCAAUGUUUGUUAGCCCUCUGUCGAUCUGAUCGAGGCAAGCACACUUUACACUUGAAAUUCUCGACGUACAGAAUGUUGUGUUGAGAUUUUAUUUUAUUUUUUUUUUGGGCCGGGCUCCUUUGUGCUUAACAUUCAGUGAUCAGAUGGACCAGACUGUUGCCUGCAGUUUGUGGUUUUCUUAACCUUUUUCCUCAAACAUACUUUCUCCUCUUUUGAGUGCUGGCCAAACCAGACUGAACUAAAAUCCAGGCUCCUUGGGAGGCCAAACUGCCUCCCUACUGUGUGGCUCGACUCAAACGCUUUUCAGCGUGUGCAUCUCAUUCUGCUGCUCUGUGUGUUUGCGUAUCUGACAGCAGAACUGCCACUUACUGUGUCGUACUUGUCUUCGCCUUUGAGAAAGCUGCUACAGUAUCUCUGGUUUUUGUGCAACAAAGAGUGUGCGUGUGUGCUUGUGGAUCCAAGAUUCUGGCAAAUCCAGUAUCCACUUGAUGACUCUUAUGAAAUUCAUCCCACUUUUAUUUUCUUUAGUUCCUCUUUGCAGUCCAAACCAGGGUUUUUAUCAUGAAAUAGGCCAUUCAAAUGCACACAGAUAAGUGGGCUGACUGGGUGGGGACAGUGAGAUGCAUCUUUUAUCUACUGUUUUAAUGCAUUUCUUCCCCCCCACUGUUUUCUAACCAUGCUGUUACCUGUUGUAAUGUUAUAAAAAAUACAAAUGUGGUACGCACAGUUUCCAUAUCAGCGUCCAGAUGCAUUUGAUACAGCACAGGCUCUUGAAU
Molecule: messenger RNA, 2145 nt
Organism: Archocentrus centrarchus (flier cichlid)
Lineage: Eukaryota; Metazoa; Chordata; Actinopteri; Cichliformes; Cichlidae
Gene: hapstr1b
Product: HUWE1 associated protein modifying stress responses b
Exons: 5
Coding region: 310-1101 (263 amino acids)
Source: RefSeq, a predicted model, not a curated record